Mesitornis unicolor (brown roatelo) is the source of this 578-nucleotide messenger RNA. RefSeq names its product ribosomal protein L27a (gene RPL27A). The coding region runs from base 67 to 513 and encodes 148 amino acids. Gene Ontology annotation, biological process: translation. NCBI's taxonomy places the organism in Eukaryota, Metazoa, Chordata, Aves, Mesitornithiformes, Mesitornithidae. The transcript has 5 exons. Gene Ontology annotation, cellular component: cytosolic large ribosomal subunit; ribosome. Gene Ontology annotation, molecular function: structural constituent of ribosome. The record is from RefSeq and is a predicted model, not a curated record.
CCCGCGUGGCUUGUCCUGCUCUCGCGAGCUCGGCGCUCUUUCUCUUCCGUCGCGCACGCCGACAAGAUGCCUUCCAGACUAAGGAAGACCCGGAAGCUGAGGGGACACGUUAGCCACGGCCACGGCCGCGUUGGCAAACACAGGAAACAUCCUGGAGGCCGUGGUAAUGCUGGUGGUAUGCACCAUCACAGGAUCAACUUCGAUAAAUAUCACCCUGGUUACUUUGGAAAAGUAGGUAUGAGGCACUAUCACUUGAAGAGAAACCAAAAGUUCUGUCCUACUGUCAAUUUGGAUAAACUAUGGACGCUUGUUAGUGAACAGACAAGGCUCAACUACGCAAAGAACGAGGCUGGACUGGCCCCGGUCAUUGAUGUUGUGCGCUCAGGCUACUACAAAGUCCUGGGCAAGGGGAAGCUGCCCAAGCAGCCUGUAAUUGUGAAAGCAAAAUUCUUCAGUAGAAGAGCAGAGGAGAAGAUCAAGGAAGUUGGUGGUGCCUGUGUGCUUGUGGCAUGAAGGCCUUUGUUUUAUUCAAAAAAAAUUUGAAUAAAGACAAUGUGUAAAAAAUGUGAUUCACAGAA